CUAAGCCCAUGGGGCUGGUGGAGGGGCCUGGAGGUCUGGGCCAGGGAGGAGCAGCUGCUACUCUGGGGGAUGACAGCCAUGUUGACGGGGAGGGGAAGUACGAGGACUAUGGCUACAACGCCCAGCUCAGUGACCGCAUCUCCCUGGACCGCAGCAUCCCCGACUACAGACCCAAAAAGUGCAAGCAGUUGACCUACCCAGAGGACCUCCCUCAGAUCUCAGUGGUGUUCAUCUUUGUGAACGAGGCCUUGUCGGUCAUCUUGCGGUCCGUCCACAGCGUGGUCAACCACACCCCUGCACACCUUCUCAAGGAGAUCAUCCUGGUGGACGACAACAGCGACAGUGUGGAGCUGAAGUUCAAUCUGGACCAGUAUGUGAACAAGCGUUACCCAGGUCUGGUGAAGAUCGUCCGCAACAGUAAGAGGGAAGGCCUGAUCCGAGCCAGGAUACACGGUUGGAAUGCUGCAACCGCCCCGGUUGUAGGUUUCUUUGAUGCCCAUGUAGAGUUCAACACUGCCUGGGCGGAGCCUAUCCUGACCAGGGUGAAGGAGGACCACACCCGGAUCAUCCUCCCGGCCAUCGACAACAUCAAGUUCAACACAUUCGAGGUGCAGCAGUAUGCCAAUGCGGCCCACGGCUACAACUGGGGCCUGUGGUGCAUGUACAUCAUCCCCCCUCAGGAGUGGCUGGACAAGGGCGAUGAGACAGCUCCCAUCAGGACACCAGCUAUGAUCGGCUGCUCCUUUGUGGUGGACAGAGAAUACUUUAGUGAGAUUGGCCUCCUUGAUCCUGGCAUGGAAGUCUAUGGAGGCGAGAACAUUGAGCUUGGCAUGCGGGUGUGGCAGUGUGGGGGGAGCAUGGAGGUGCUUCCCUGCGCCAGAGUGGCGCACAUCGAGCGGACCAAGAAGCCAUACAACAACGACAUUGACUACUAUGCCAAGAGGAACGCCCUGCGGGCCGCCGAGGUCUGGAUGGAUGAGUACAGGUCCCACGUCUACAUGGCCUGGAACAUCCCCAUGAAUAACCCUGGGGUUGACUAUGGGGACGUGUCUGAGCGGGUGGCCUUGAGGAAGAGGCUGCAGUGUCGGAGCUUCCGCUGGUACCUGGAGAAUGUCUACCCAGAGAUGCGCAUCUACAACAACACCAUCACAUAUGGGGAGGUCAGAAACAGUAAGGCCAGUGGCUACUGUCUGGACCAGGGAUCAGAGGACGAUGACAAAGCCAUCCUCUAUCCCUGCCACGGGAUGUCCUCACAGCUUGCCCGUUACUCAACAGAGGGGCUUCUACAACUAGGACCUCUAGGGUCGACCACCUUUCUGCCUGACACCAAAUGUCUCAUCGACGACGGAAGAGGGCGCACGCCUAGCUUGAAAAAAUGUGACUCUGUUUCGCGGGUUUCCCAGAGGCUGUGGGAUUUUACACAGAAUGGUCCAAUCAUCAGCAGGGACACUGGACGGUGCAUGGAGGUGGAGAUGUCCAAAGAUGCCAACUUCGGCCUUCGAUUGGUGGUGCAGAGGUGUUCUGGUCAAAAGUGGAUGAUACGGAACUGGAUAAAGCAUCCGAAGCAUUGAGGCAAGACAUUUCCUCUGAGAAAAGAAUUCCAUUUCAGUCUUGGAGGGCAAACCCAUGGACAGCAGUCUGAGAGCAUUCCAUAUGAGAUAGCUAUAGGCCCUGGGACUGAUGAGAUGAGUAGUUCACAGUUUGUGGACUCUUCUAUGGACUGUGUGCACUGUGCCCUCCCCUUAGGGCAUAGAGCUUUCAACUGCUGAAUCUUUAGAAGAAGAUAUGUUUUCAGCUGAGCUGGGGGUCAAACAUGGAGAGCAUACCAUAGGCCUACAGCGAGCUAUACAGUACUGUUUGAAAUGCUUUUUUUUACAGAACAUCCACCUAUGUAGAAAAUUAAUAAUAAGACAAUGGAAUGCAACUCCUAAGGGGGUUCAACACUGACAAUGACAAGCAAUGUGUAUUUGGUAUAAAGCCAAUCCCAGGAAUCUUUGCAGAUCAAAAUAUGAAAUUGCUUAUUAGUCACCAUAUCAACUUGUAAUUACUUCAGGCUAUCAUUUGGAGAAUUUCUUUGGACAUUUCGCUAUCCUGUUAAGAGAUUUAAUAUGCUUCAAAAAGCUGUUAAUCCUCCCGAUGAACUGAUCAGGAUGCAAAGCAACUACUGUUCUCACAAAUACAAAAGGAUAUUCAUUUCUCUUUUUCUUUUUGGCUGUAUUGCUCGCCACUGAUUAUCAGAGCAAUAACGUGCCUUUUCCCAUCCUUAUGAGUCAUCUGACCAGGGAAUGUCAAUUCCACAAGCAUGUACAAAUUAGUUUAAAGUAAUUAAUAUAUAAACCAACGUAAAAAUGGCUAAAUAAUAGUAUUGUUGUAAAAUUGAUAUUAGUCCUCCAAGAACAGUUAAGAUAAUAAAAAUGUUUAUGACCCAGGAGUACAUUUUGUAAAACUGGAUUCAUUCAAGAAUUCUAGAUUAUUCACAGAGCAAGGUAGUGUAUAUAAUGGAACAUUCCAUGAUUUCUAAAGAUGUUCCUUACUCACAAUGCUGUUCACUGCAUGUUACAUGGAAGCCGGGCCUAUUUUUACAGAUGUAAAGACAGAUGCUGGUGGUUGUUUUACACUGACAGCGAGCACAAUUAUCUGCCUUUGUUGUGUUUCCACUUAGUCUCCUACUGGAUACUGGCCUCAACUCUCUAAUCAUUAAAACCCACCCACAGGAUAGCAUGUCUUCACAAAGUACUGAAAGCUUUCCAAUUUAUUAUGCUCAGCAAGAAACUUUUUCCCCACUGUAUUUUCUGAUGCCCGGCCAACUUUGAAGAUAAAUAAUUCUUCUCUAAACCUUUUUGGUACCAUAUUUUGUGCCUCAUUCAUUCUAAUGAAUGGUCAAAAUGUAGAAGUGCAAAUGACAUUUUCUUGACAAGUGAAUUAUAUUUUUUAAAUCUGUUGCCACAUUUGCUAGAAUAAAUGUCGGACCAAGGCGCAGCAGAU
This is a messenger RNA of Oncorhynchus nerka (sockeye salmon), 2985 nucleotides long. RefSeq names its product polypeptide N-acetylgalactosaminyltransferase 9. Gene Ontology annotation, biological process: protein O-linked glycosylation. The transcript is spliced from 10 exons. The record is from RefSeq and is a predicted model, not a curated record. NCBI's taxonomy places the organism in Eukaryota, Metazoa, Chordata, Actinopteri, Salmoniformes, Salmonidae. Gene Ontology annotation, molecular function: polypeptide N-acetylgalactosaminyltransferase activity. Bases 9 to 1571 code for a protein of 520 amino acids. Gene Ontology annotation, cellular component: Golgi apparatus.